GGUCACGACGCUGAUAUGCCGGAGAUCCGCCUCCGUCAUGUCGUGUCCUGCAGCAGCCAGGACUCGACCCACUGCGCAGAAAACCUUCUCAAGGCGGACACAUACCGGAAAUGGCGGGCAGCCAAGGCAGGAGAGAAGACCAUCUCCGUGGUUCUCCAGCUAGAGAAGGAGGAGCAGAUACACAGCGUGGACCUUGGGAAUGACGGUUCCGCCUUUGUGGAGGUGCUGGUGGGCAGCUCAGCUGGAUCCGGUGGAGAGCAAGACUACGAGGUCCUUCUCGUCACCUCUUCUUUCAUGUCCCCUUCCGAGAGCCGCAGUGGCUCCAAUCCCAACCGCGUUCGCAUCUUCGGGCCUGACAAGUUGGUGCGGGCGGCAGCUGAGAAGCGCUGGGACCGUGUCAAAAUCGUCUGCAGUCAGCCCUACAGCAAGGACUCCCCCUAUGGUCUGAGCUUUGUUCGCUUCCACAGCCCCCCAGACAAGGACGAGGCAGAGGCCUCACCCCAGGUAAGCUGUGUGACCAAGCUGGGCCAGUUCCGGGUGAAGGAGGAAGACGAGGGUGGUAGCUCCCUGAGACCCGGAGCGCUCUUCUUCAGCCGGGUCAACAAGACAUCCCCAGCCACAGCCAGUGACCAGGCAGGACCCAGCUAUGCAGCUGCUACUCUUCAGGCCUCCAGUGCGGCAGCCUCAGCCACCCUGGCCUCCAGGGCUGUGGGCAGUACUUCCAAGCCUCAGGAGUCCCCCAAAAGGAAGAGGAAGUUGGAUUUGAACCAAGAAGAACGAAAGACCCCCAGCAAACCAUCAGACCAACCCUUACCACCCACUCUCAAGAAGCCCAAAUUACCAGUGCUGACUCGCACCCCUGCCCCUGCCUCAGCCCCAGCCCCAGCACGUCGGGCUGUGCCCAGGAAGCCCCAGGGAGAAGGCUCUGAGGCCAGAGCACCUCACACCACCCCCCAGGAACUGAGCAAAAUCCUUCAGGGCGUGGUGGUGGUGCUGAGUGGCUUCCAGAACCCCUUCCGCUCGGAACUCCGGGACAAGGCCCUUGAGCUGGGGGCCAAGUAUCGGCCAGACUGGGCCCCAGACAGCACCCACCUCAUCUGUGCUUUUGCCAACACCCCAAAAUACAGCCAGGUCCUGGGCCUCGGCGGCCGGAUCGUGCGGAAGGAAUGGGUUCUGGACUGUCACCGCAUGCGCCGGCGGCUGCCCUCUCGGAGGUACCUCAUGGCGGGGCCAGGCUCAAGCAGCGAGGAUGAGGGGGACCCUCACAGUGGCGGCAGCGGAGAUGACGCCCCCAAGCUUCCUCACAAGACCAAGGCCAGGCCCCCUCAGGCAGCUGGACCCAGCUCACCCCAGAGGUCCCCAAGUCCUGAAGAGACCAAACCAGCCACGCCAGGGACCCAGGAGUAUAGCGACACUGAGGGGGAACUGUCAGAAGGACAGGACAAUGGGGCAGAAGAUUCUGGGGACACGGAGGAUGAGCUGAGAAGGGUGGCCGAGCAGAGGGAACAGAGGCAGCCCCCAGACCAGGGGGAGAAUGGGGACGACCCAUAUGCGGGCUCCACAGACGAGAACACGGACAACGAGGGUCCCCCCGAGUCUCCCAGCCUGCCAGUCCCGGAGCUCCCAGACUUCUUCCAGGGCAAAUGCUUCUUCCUGUACGGGGAGUUCCCCGGAGACGAACGGCGGAAGCUCAUGCGAUACGUCACAGCCUUCAAUGGCGAGCUUGAGGACUAUAUGAGUGACCGGGUCCAGUUUGUGAUCACUGCACAGGAGUGGGACCCCAGCUUUGAGGAGGCCCUGAUGGACAACCCUUCCCUGGCCUUCGUCCGCCCCAGAUGGAUCUACAGCUGCAAUGAGAAGCAGAGACUACUCCCCCACCAGCUAUAUGGGGUGGUGCCCCAGGCCUGA
Molecule: messenger RNA, 1908 nt
Organism: Chrysochloris asiatica (Cape golden mole)
Lineage: Eukaryota; Metazoa; Chordata; Mammalia; Afrosoricida; Chrysochloridae
Gene: XRCC1
Product: X-ray repair complementing defective repair in Chinese hamster cells 1
Exons: 17
Coding region: 16-1908 (630 amino acids)
Biological process (GO): single strand break repair; base-excision repair; double-strand break repair via nonhomologous end joining
Cellular component (GO): nucleus
Molecular function (GO): damaged DNA binding
Source: RefSeq, a predicted model, not a curated record